AUGGCAACUUUGUUCCGUAAUAGUCACACACAGCCAUCGGGACUUCAACAAGCUAUUGAGAAAGCUACUGAUGGAAGCCAAUCAAGUGAAGAUUGGGCUUUGAUUAUGAAAAUUUGUGAUUACGUCGGAACUCGUGAAGAAAGUGCAAAAGAAGCAUUGAAAAUUAUUCGAAAACGUUUACAUCUGAAUCCAAAUCAACAUGGAUGGCGUACUAUUGGAUAUACACUUACGUUAUUAGAAGCAUUAACGAAAAAUUGCGGAAAAAUAGUUCAUCUUCAACUUGCACAUAAAGAUUUUUUAAAAGAACUUAAAGGUGUAAUUGGACCAAAAAACAAUCCACCUGUAGCUGUACAGGAAAGAGUUCUUAACUUGAUCCAAACGUGGGCAUUAGCUUUUCGCAAUGAUCCAGAUUUAAAAACUGUCGAACAUUUUUAUCAAGAAUGUAAACAACAUGGUUUACAAUUUCCACCAGCAGAACCAGAAAAUGUUAUUAAAACAGCUUUAACACCUACACGAACGGUUGAUCGACCUCUACAAAGUACACGAUCUAUGCCGCCUGCUCAAGGAUAUAGUGAACAAAAUCGAAAAGCAGCAGAUGGAGUGUCACAUUCUAUUGCUCCUAAUCAAACAGCUGUACAGGCAAUGUCAGCAGAAUAUCUAGGGAAAUUGCGCAGCGAAUUAGAUGUUGUACAAACUAAUGCGCAAGUAUUUGGUGAAAUGCUUGUUACAUUACAACCAGGUGAAGAAAAUCCACAAGAUUUUGAACUACUAAUGGAAUUACAUAAUACAUGCAAACAAAUGCAAGCUCGCGUUAUCGAUUUACUCGCACAAAUCUCCAUUGAUGAUAUAACAGUUGACCUUUUACGAUAUAAUGAUGAAUUUAACAAUGCAUUUAAAACAUUUGAAAAGUACAUGCAAGAACGUAAUCGACGUUUUGCUGUACCCUCAUCACUUCGGUCGACAAAUUCAAUGCCACCGUUAUCGAACAAUAGGACGGUACCAUUACCACGAAACGCAGAUGAUGAACCAGCAUUGAUUAGAUUCGAUGACGAUCCAACAACUAGUUUUCAAAAUAUGCGAAUAGCUCCAACAGCAUCUAAUGUAGUACCAAGAAAUGUCCAACCACAAUCAACUGCAUCGGCAAGACCUCAUUCCACUGCAAGUUAUCACGAUCCUGAAAAUGAUGUAAAAGAAAUCGAACAAUGGUUAAAAGUCCAAGGCGAUGAUCCAGAUAAUGAUGAGUCACCUCAUCAAGAAAGUGAAACAAGCAGUGCAUUUGAUAAUUUUUUACAAAAACGUGCAUCCACCAUUCCGGAUGAAAAGACAUACCAACGGCCAAUGCAAUUUAAUAAUUUACAGGAGCCUCCGAAACAAAUUCCAAAAUCAAAUACUUAUUUGUAA
Rotaria socialis is the source of this 1401-nucleotide messenger RNA. Lineage: Eukaryota; Metazoa; Rotifera; Eurotatoria; Philodinida; Philodinidae. The record is from the annotation of a GenBank genome assembly.